Molecule: messenger RNA, 930 nt
Organism: Sinocyclocheilus rhinocerous
Lineage: Eukaryota; Metazoa; Chordata; Actinopteri; Cypriniformes; Cyprinidae
Gene: sdf2
Product: stromal cell-derived factor 2
Exons: 3
Coding region: 56-724 (222 amino acids)
Source: RefSeq, a predicted model, not a curated record
UGUGACGUCAUGUAGGGUUUGUAGUGAUUAGUUUCUCAAAAGGACUCGGCAAGCCAUGGAUAGUUUAGGGUUCUUACGGGCGCAGUUGCCUUUAACAGUGUUAUUGUCAUGUAUGUUUACAUUCUCCUCCGGCAGUGAAAUGAAUUUUGUAACGUGCGGGUCGGUGGUGAAGCUGCUCAAUGUGAAACACAACGUCAGGUUACACUCUCAUGAUGUCCGCUAUGGAUCUGGUAGUGGUCAGCAGUCGGUGACCGGUGUGACCACGGUGGAGGACAGUAACAGUUACUGGAGUGUGAGGGGCACCAGUGAUGCCUCAUGUCAUCGAGGGACUCCGGUACAGUGUGGACAGAACAUCCGAUUGACCCAUGUGAACACGGGCCGCAAUCUACACAGCCACUACUUUACUUCUCCUCUUUCUUCAAAUCAGGAGGUCAGUGCCUUUGGUGAGAACGGCGAGGGUGACCAUCUGGACGAGUGGACCGUUCUGUGUGCAGGCUCUGUUUGGCAGCGGGAUGAGUCAGUUCGGUUCCGCCACACGGCCACCGAGGCUCUGCUGUCUGUGACGGGAGAACAGUACGGCAGACCCAUCCACGGCCAGAGAGAAGUGCACGGCAUGAUGGUCAGCAGCUCACACAGCUACUGGAAAACAAUGGAGGGCGUCUUCAUGAAACCCAGUGAGAUUGGAUCCAGGGAUUUCAGCAGGCCAUUGCACACUGAGUUUUAGAGAAACGAGCUCACUCUGCUGGACUCUUUACAGUUCUAUUGUUAUGAAAAAGAGUUUUAUGAUCAAAUUGUGCCAUAUGCUUAUUUUUUAAACACUUUUAAGCAUAUGAUUUUAUAUUGCACAGCAUACACUACUGUUCAAAAGUUAGGGGUCAGUAAGGAUUAUUAAGGUUUUGACAACAAAUAUUAAACAUCACAACUGUUUUC